CAUCUCGGCUUUUUUUUUCCUCCCCCACACUCCUUCAGCAGCGACUCUUCGGAUAGUUUGUUCUGAUUUUGCAAAAAGAUGUUCACCGCCCUGAAUACGGAGUGCGACUCUUCCUCCCGCUGCAGCACCGCGUCUCCCUCCGUGGACAACCUGGGAUACUACACGUCCCCUGCCGAGUCCUACUCCAGCGUGGGAUCUCCUCACUCUCAGGAUUUCACUGAUCUCACAGUAUCAAGUGCCUCCUUCGUACCCACCGUCACAGCCAUCUCCACCAGCCCAGAUCUGCAGUGGAUGGUCCAGCCUUUGAUCUCCUCGGUGGCCCCUUCACACAGAUCUCACCCCUACAGCUCCAACCCCACCUUCUCCAGAGCAUCCAUGAGAUCUACCGCAUCCAAAGCUCACAUCCAGGCCAAAAGGGGCAGAAUGGAACAGAUGACACCUGAAGAGGAGGAAAAGAGGAGAAUUCGCAGAGAGAGAAACAAGCAGGCAGCGGCAAAGUGCCGUAACAGGAGACGAGAGCUGACAGACACCUUGCAAGCUGAAACCGAUAAGCUGGAGGAAGAGAAGUCGAGCUUGCAGAAUGAUAUCACCAAUCUCCUGAAGGAGAAGGAGCGGCUGGAAUUCAUUCUGGCCGCUCAUCAUCCCAUCUGCAAAAUCCCCUCAGAGCUGGACACAGACUUCCCCUCAGUUUCUGUCCAGUCCUGCUUCCCAACCGAGGUGUCCGUCAACCCGCCAGUAUCCACCAUUGCUUCUUCAACCUCCAACUCCAUCUUCUCGGGCAGCAGCUCCGUCCUCUCCACCAUGUCCACCUCCAGCGAGGUGAAGAUGACUGACCUCGACUCAUCUGUCCUGGAGGAGUCUCUUGACCUGUUGACCAAAACAGAGAUGGAGACGGCGAGAUCAGUGCCAGAGGUUGACCUGUCCAGCUCCGUGUACACCACGCAGGACUGGGAGCCCCUGCACGCCUCUGCAAGCAACAACGACUUUGAGUCCCUGUGCACCCCAGUGGUCACUUGCACCCCAUCGUGCACCACCUACACGUCUUCAUUCGUCUUCACCUUCCCGGAGACAGAGGCAUUCCCCACUUGCGGCGUGGCCCACAGGCGAGAGAGCAGCAGCAAUGAGCAGUCAUCUGAUUCACUCAACUCGCCGACCCUACUAGCCCUUUAAAGACUCGUCCAAAUCAACAACUUCCUAUCAAGCACAAGCGUGCACGGCACAGGGCUGACUUUUAAUUUGCCUUCAUCUAUACUUGCCGGUCACACCGAUGUAGCAAGUUAACGCAUGUUUCAGCUAAUAACCACCUAG
Molecule: messenger RNA, 1308 nt
Organism: Thalassophryne amazonica
Lineage: Eukaryota; Metazoa; Chordata; Actinopteri; Batrachoidiformes; Batrachoididae
Product: proto-oncogene c-Fos-like
Exons: 4
Coding region: 79-1170 (363 amino acids)
Biological process (GO): regulation of transcription by RNA polymerase II
Cellular component (GO): nucleus
Molecular function (GO): DNA-binding transcription factor activity, RNA polymerase II-specific; RNA polymerase II cis-regulatory region sequence-specific DNA binding
Source: RefSeq, a predicted model, not a curated record